UGGAACCGUCUACUAGUCUGAUGUGUAAGGUGAAAAUUUAGUGUGUCUGCUGGUAAGGGGUUUCCUAAUUAUAAAGCUGAUUCCCGUUCAUAUCUGGGGCCUAAACCAUGAACGAGGAUCAGGAUCGGGACCAGAAACCCCUGAGAGAGUAAUGCGAAUGAUGUGUGUGUGGGAAAGUAAACGUUGUACAAUGAAAACUUGAGAAGGAAAGAGAUAGUGAACGAAGGUGCCAAACUGGAUAUGACGAAAAUGGCUGACAACAAACUCAUAGGCUAGUUCUUGCGUUGAACAAUUUUGGCUACGUUAUGGUCCAAGACGCAGCUGGGACGAGGAGUGAGAACAGCAGGGAAUGCAUGACAUGUUCAUCUCUCCGGCGGGAGGAGGUGAGCCCAGCGCAGUCUUGCAUGCCCCUGCUACCACUGGACACUGUCUACAGAGGAAGCGAAAGUUGGACCAGACCACCUCGGAUUAUGCCGGCACAGAGCCUGGCUAUGCAUUGACCUCAGCUUCCACUGCUGCCCCCCAACACACAUUACCUGCUAAACAUCUCUCUCACCAGGUUAGUAGUGUAUACAGUGAUGGCGUGACACUAAGUCAGGCAAAGGAACACCAGCUGCAGCAGCAACAGCCAACAUCUCAACAGCAGCAGCAAGAGCAACAACAGCAACAUCAGCAGCAGCAUGGGCAGCAACAAGCUCAGAAGAUCAACAAUAACGGCCCCACAGCUUCAUCCAUUCAUCAUCACCACCAUCACCACCACCAUCACCAUCAUUCAACUCGAGGAGGAGGCCCGGGUGCCACUUACCAAUACCAGCAGAGCCAGCAACCCGUACACCAGCAACGUGCAUCCACCAUCAAGCUCCUAGACCCCUACCAGAAGUGCUCCACAAAGCGUAAGUGCUUUGACCACAAUGGAAGUAGUGGAGGAAGCUCAGGUGUAGAGAGCGUGAAGGUGGGCGCGCCCUUGGGAGGCGGCCCGGCCACAACCGCCAAGACGGUGGCCCACGGGAAGGUGGCCCUUGGUGGUGGGCCCCACAAUGCCACCAAGGGCACAAAUUCUGCCCAAGCUGACGGAGAUUAUCAGUUGGUUCAGCAUGAAGUAUUAUAUUCACUCACAGCCCAGUAUGAGGUAUUGGAGUUCCUUGGCCGAGGUACAUUUGGCCAGGUGGUUAAGUGCUGGAAGAAAGGCACCAAUGAUAUUGUUGCCAUUAAGAUCCUUAAAAAUCAUCCAUCAUAUGCUAGGCAAGGACAGAUUGAGGUUGGGAUCUUGACCAGACUGAGCCAGGAGAAUGCUGAUGACUACAACUUUGUGCGUGCAUUUGAAUGUUUUCAGCACAAGAACCAUACGUGCCUGGUGUUUGAGAUGCUUGAACAGAACCUUUAUGAUUUUCUCAAACAAAAUAAAUUCUCGCCGCUGCCUCUAAAAUUCAUCAGACCAAUUCUUCAACAAGUAUUAACUGCCCUUCUUAAACUUAAGCAACUUGGCUUGAUUCAUGCUGAUUUAAAGCCAGAGAACAUCAUGUUAGUAGAUCCAGUAAGGCAACCUUAUCGUGUCAAGGUCAUUGACUUUGGCAGUGCAUCACAUGUCAGCAAAGCUGUUUGUAACACGUACCUGCAAUCACGCUAUUAUCGAGCGCCAGAAAUUAUUUUAGGGCUGCCCUUCUCAGAGGCUAUAGACAUGUGGUCUUUAGGGUGUGUUAUAGCGGAGCUUUUUUUAGGAUGGCCUCUAUAUCCAGGAUCAUCCGAAUAUGAUCAGAUCCGGUAUAUCAGUCAGACUCAAGGAAUACCACCAGAGCACAUGUUGAAUAAUGCUACAAAGACUACCAAGUUUUUUUAUCGGGAUAACGAUUCAACGUAUCCAUUUUGGCGAUUAAAGACUCCAGAAGAGCAUGAGGGAGAGACUGGCAUAAAGAGCAAAGAAGCCCGAAAGUACAUCUUUAACUGCUUAGAUGACAUGGGGCAAGUAAACGUACCCACUGAGAUAGAGGGAGGAGAAUUAUUGGCAGAAAAAGCUGAUAGGAGGCAGUUUAUUGAUUUGUUGAAACGCAUGCUAACUAUGGACCAAGAGCGUCGAAUAAGUCCCGGUGAAGCCCUCCAGCAUAUCUUUGUCACCCUACAGCACUUGUUGGAUUACCCUCAUUGUUCAAAUGUCAAAGAUUCAAUGCAGAUGAUGGAAGUGUGUCGUCGACCAGCUCCACCAUAUCCAACUGCUGCAGUAUCACAAGCACAAGCUCUUCCUCCCUCUCUUAUGCCUAAUUAUGUCCACUCUACUAAUGGCUCCGUAACUCUUACCUUUAACAAUCAGAUUACCAACCAGUAUGGUUUGUAUCAAGGAAAUCGUAGUGGUCGUGGAUAUAGUGGCAGCAGUAGAGGAGAAGCAGCACCUUUCCAGCCACAGCUGGUGCCAUCCAUUUUGUGCCCACCACCUGCUGCAGCAUAUCAGGGUUUGGCAUCCCCUGCCAAACAUGUAACUGUUGUAACACAACAACCACAGUUACAACUGCAACCAUCAUUGUUAUCACAGCAGGUUGGUGGCGGUGGACAGUAUGUGCCUGUCUCAAUGGUGGAGCAGCCUGGAAGAGGCAUGUUGUUAACAACAGGAACAGCAGUAAGUGGUGGAUGGGGACGUGGCGGACAAAUGGCUCUUGUUCCACAAGCUUGGCAGCAACUGCCCCAGCCUCCUACAUCCCUUCAACAGCCAGCUAGUCUUUUACCAGAUGCUACAGAUGCGUGGAGACGAACGUUUCUCGUGGACUCGUCAGUGGUGCAGGGGGAAGCCCCCCCAACCAUGUUUCCCGUUGACCUCCACCCUGAAUUGUAUGAGGCUUACCCAUCCGGCACCUGGGCUGGUAGCAAGCGUUCCAGCAAGGCGUCCCUUGUGGCACACUCAGGUGCCCAUAGUGGGCACACCUUGCAUGUGGGUGGCAGGCCCUCUCAGCCAGCUGCUCAUGACAAGAAGGACCUGAGCCAACAACUUUCACCUGUGAAGAAACGAGUUAAGGAAGGCACUCCACCAGGGUCUUCAUCCACUCAUUGGGCUAACAGUAGUACUGCUCCACAAAUCACCCAUAAUAAUUAUCACACCAGCCACAACCACCACUCGGCACACCAUGCGGGACAUUCCAGCCACGUGGGCCAUCCACAUCACCAGAGUCAUCACUCCAGCCACCACUCCACUCAUUCCUCCAGUCAUCAUUUAGCAACCCAUCCCAGUCACCUUAGUCACCCCAGUACAACGCACACAUCUCAUACAGGACAUGUUUGUUCCUAUGGGGAUACAAACUCCACACCUUUCAUAUAUGGAGCAUCCUUGAGCACAUGCCCUAGAUUGGCUGCAGACUGGUGGAGACAGGAAGAGAGGGCCAUUACUGAUGCUCUCCUCAUUUACAGUGGGCAUCAGAGUCAAGGGACACAUCAGACAAGCAGCAGUCAGCAGCAUAGCAGUAGCAGCAGUUACCGAGGAAGUAUGGCAGGUAGUGGAAGACAACAGACUAUCACGAUACGUGACACACCUUCCCCGGCUGUCUCCGUCAUUACCAUCAGUGAUAGCGAUGAUGAAGCUGGAGGUAAAUGUUGCAAAGAUCGUCAUUGUUCUACCUGUGUUAAUAAUAACCAUGGCAAAAUAGCUGCUAAUCUGUUACAGCAGACUCACACAUCACACGAGGACAAAUAUGCCAGUUUUUCGUCAGUUGGAGCCUCCCAGAGCCAGAAGAAACGACUUCUUGCCAAAGCACAGAGUGAGUGCAUGCUACAUGUAGCAAAGCCUGAGGUCCGUGAUUAUUCUACACAACAGACAAGAGAUAAUGUGUACUCUACAAGCAGAGAGCACCUGGCACCUCCUGCUGCACAUGUGAGAGACUCCUUGCCGCAGCCGCCACCAGCACACAGGGAUAAUUUACCACCCCCAGCAGCCCACACUCGUGACCACUCUCGUAGUCAUUCACACAGCCACUCCCAUGCGCACACACAGCCGCCACAGGCACACAAAGAUUAUUCAGCCCAGUCAGCCGGACACCCCACUGGCCACAAGGACUACUCACAGCCACCAGUAGCCCAUAGUAACCGUGACCAGCGGGUGGUGGUAGGCAGCGUGAAGGGUUGGGGCAGCAGCAGCAACAGUAGUGCUAGCAGCAGUGUUGUUGUUGGUAGUCAGGGCAAUACUGCAAGUAGCAGCAGCAGUAUUGGUUAUGCCCACAGUCUUGGGAGAGCGCAUAUCUCAGCCAACCACCAUUCCCCAUCAUCUCAGAGUCACGGAUUGUCGCCAGUUUCACAACUGGCUGUAAGUGGGUCUCUGGCAGGCAUUGUGCCUACCCAGGCUGAUGUGUACAGAGAAUAUCGGCGGGCUGCGCCACCUCCUGGUGCUGCAGCAGCAGCUGCAGCUCAAGUUUAUGUGGCAACAACUCAGCCAACGUACCUGCCUUCCUCCCUUCCUGCUGCACAUACAGUCAAUCCAUUUACACCAGGAGGUGCCUUGCCGCCUCCAGCUCAUCAUAGUAGCGGCCGAACGGUGUUAGCCGCCCCUCCUGCACAUCCUCUUCCUGCCCACAUGCAGCCCACUGCGGUGUUCCCCACACAUCCGCAGGUGGCACCUCCUUACACUGCCUACACUGCACUAUCCCCUGCCAAGAGCCAGUAUCAGAGUAUCUGGUUUACAGAGUAGUUUUGCCCCCUGCCAGUGGUAUUCCAAAUCUUAUUUUUAAGCAAAUGGUUGGCCCAGAAGAUCUCAAAUGAGCCAAAAUGGAAAAGAUGACACAGGACUUAGAGUGCCAAGAGAAGUUGGAUGUUAAAUUGUAGUGCAAGGCAGUGGGAGGGACGUGUGGGGGCUGGCCCUAUUCCCACACAUCUCCUGUUCACUCCUGUUUAUGAGCUACCAAGCAUCCUGUAUGCUGUGUAAUAUCAGAAAUGAUUUCCUGACCAAGCUAGAUCUAGACUAGUUUACAAGUAUGAAAAGAUAGUAGUAAAGAUUUUACUAGCAACAACAACCACAAUUCAAGAUCAUUAAUCGGUGCCGAGUGUAUUGGGGGUAAAAGCUACGACCUAGUGUUAGUAAGAUCCAAAGUGAGUCUACAAGAGCAGUGCAAGUAACUAGUGUCGCGGGCAAAUUCCCGGCCAUAGAACAAAGUAUAUUAUAUUAUCCCCUGUGAUUAUUACUGAAUGGGGGCCAAUAGGGUUUGGUUGAAUUUUUCUUUUACUUUCUGUUUUCCCCUCUUCCUCUUUUUCUCUAUAUAUGUUUUUUUCCUUCACAAAAUAGAAUCAGCAGUGUAGGCCCCAUAUCUGUGUAUAGAACUAGUGCAUGUGAGUAUGCGCUUGUCUCGUGGCAACCACAACCUUGACAAGCAUUAUAACCGGGCGUCGGCAGUCCCAGUGUCAAAUGCAUCGUCGGCAUGUUGUUGACAGAAGAGAAUAUAAUUUUUUUCUAUUACUAUAUAUAUAUGCAUAUAUAAUUUUUUUUUACUUGAUUUUAUCUGUGAUCCAUGCAAGAAAAGAAAGUGGGCAGACAGUGAGAUUACUAUAGUGAUGAUGACAAGUGUGUGUUUCAACAGAAAGCUUCUUUGGAUUUUGUCUUCUGUUUCUUUCAAAGAAUUGAGUUACAUUUUAAACUUUAUUACGUCUGCCAAAGAAGUUCUAUUAUGUUUUGUGUUGGACUUGAUAAUCCUAUCAAGUGCUUGUUUCAUUUAAGAUGAGAUUCAGGUGUAGGCAAGGUCCAGCAAGACCUAAGAUGGGCUUAUGAUCAACAUGGAUUUGGUUGGUGCAUGGUUAUGGGGCAAUCCCUGCUACACCGUGAGGACUUUUAUAGCUGUAUAUUUAUUUUGUGUUUUACCAAACAUAAACUGAGUAUGUUAUAAUCUUUUCUUUUUAAGGGAAAAGGGCUUGUCUGGUCUGUAUUAGACUAAAUGCAUAGCAAGAGUAGUAGUAUUGUGUUACAAAGCCGAUGAAGCAGAGGGACAUUAGUGCGGGUUAUGAUUUCAUAGUGCUUGCCUUCUGAGGCCUUCAUCAUCCCAAGGGUCUUCAGAAAGCAAGAGCGUAAUGAGGUCUGAAAUCCACCACUCUGUGCUCGCCGGCUGCACCACGUUUGGUGUUUGUCCACAGGUUUGUUUGAUCUCUAAUUAACAUACGCUUUCUUGACUUCUUCCCUCAGUGUAAAGGUGUUAUUUAUGUGCAGAGUGUGAUACCUACUCUAUAUAUAUGAAUAUAUAUACAGGUAUAUUAUAUAUAUAUCUCUCACCUGAAUCCUCUGCAUGGUUUUUGUGCCAGUCUCUAGACCAAGGUCUGUGUGCUUAAGCUGUGCUCUUGGCACAAGUAAAUUCAACAAGUGAAUGUCCCUCUACCCCAGAUAAAUAGACCAAUUCAUCAGAUCAGUACAAAAUUAAUCUUCAAACAUUAUUUCUCAUUCAUCACCAUAUUUGAUGUUUUGAAGACUUUAAAUAUUUUUCAUUAGCACAUGUUGAUUUGCAUUUUUCUAGAUGGAUAAAACAUCUACAAGUAAAAAAUAUUUCUUGAAUUUAUACCACGAAAUUUUUCCAUAUACUCAUAUCAUGGUAAUUCUUAUAUCUGGUUUUAAAAUAAUUUUACAUGGGUUGAGGGCAGAGAUGUUUGUUUUUACUAUGUACUUCUAAAGAGGAGACCUCUGAGGGGGUAAAGAUAGACCUUGGCCCAGAUGUUCUGUGUAGGGUAAUAAAUAUUGAGUUCCUCCCAGAGUUGUGACAUACCAGCAUUGGGAAAAUCAUGGGCCAAAUGGAUGGAUUUCUGUUACCUGGCUGCUCAUUACAGUCCCUUUUGUAUAGUACCAUAGUUUAACAAUGUCACUUCUCUGAAUGUUUUAUCAAUAUUUUUAUUUGAUAGUAAGGGUCUUUUAUACCAUUUAAUAAGGUAAUUGGUUUUUCUUAUAAAAUUAUUUGAAAGCCAGAAUAAGUAAGGUUUGUAACCUUGCUUCUGAGGUGAAUAUUGAUUUGUAAAAUGGUUUCAUAUUGAUACAUUGUCUUGUAAUGAAAGUGCUACUACUUAGAUCCAUCCAGGGUGUUUAAAAUCUUAUCAGCUCACUCGUGUUUUGGUAUCAUCUUAAGUAAUUGACAAAUUAUUCGAAGAAUAACUUGGAAUAUAGUUACCCGAGGCCUUUUGCCUUCUAUGCCCAUGAUUAUCUGAAAAUGGGGAACAGGUUCCAUAGGGAUUAAAAGUAGAAUGAUAGAAACCAGUUUGAAGAAAGGGAGUGAAUUACUGUUUGAUAAAUUUCUUUUGUUCAGGAAGUUCACACAGGUAUCAGGCAAAGUAGUUGUCUUUCUGUUGGAUGUUGUGAGACUAUCAGGUAUUUAUCUCAUUGGAAUGUUGGGAGUCUGGAGGAACACUCGUCGGGAGAUUGUACACAACUCAUCAAAUUUGGUCCAGUAGAGGUUAUCAUUAUUAUUACAAUUAUUAUUAUUAGUAGUAGUAGUAGUUGUGGUGUCCAUACUUGUUAUUUUUAUUAGCCAUCAUCAGUCUUCAUUUGUUUCGAAUGACCAUUAUUUUUAAAUGUAAUAUACAGUAUAAGGUGGUUUCAGACUGCUGCCAUAAGAAUCAAUUAAAAGGGAAAUAAUUUAAAAGUUACAUUGGUUGGGGUACAAACUACAUCAGUUUUUGGCCAUUUUUCUUGUACCUUAUGUUUUUCACAGGACUAUUGUUUAUGGUGUAAUUUACAGUACCUGAGGAUAUAUCUGCCCAAUUUAAAAUCCCAAUAAUUUUGAUCAUCAGAUUACAUCUUAUACUAUUUAUAGUAGGUAGGUGGUCUAAAGAAGGUAUUGUAGGCUGUUGUCAGUGGCUUUUGAAGGCAACAAGUAGGACCGUUAGUUGUGGUGCUCAACAUGGAGAGCACUUGCAUAACAGCCCUACACAUGUGAUUAUUAUAUUUUAGAGUGCCUAAGCUCUUUAGGAAUUUAGAGUAUGUGACAGUGGAACACCUCAGGUCAGCACGUCAGAGCUAGCAGGCAAGUUGAUCAUAAAUAAGUGGGUUAUGAAAAAUACAUUGCCCGGUAUAUAAUCCGUAAUGUUAAGUAUCCUGUGACUAAAUGAACUCAUCAGGAUCAAGGUCACCUUUUGUAUUUGCCAUCAUUGUUUAUGUAUUGCUGAUAUGCUCAAUGUUGAGCUGUUUUAUUCAUUUCAUUAAACUUUUUAGUAGGAGCUGCUGAUCACACAUUUCACGUGUUGAAGAAUAAUUGUUUAUUGAUAUUCAGUGUUUUGAAAAUAUACUGUUAGCUAGCUGUAUUAUAGACUAAUCUAGUUGCUUCUUAAUUAUCUUAUGUAUAGAGCUAAUUUACAGUGCAUGGUCAUCAGAUACCAUCUUUCAAUUAUGCAUUUUUUUAUUUUUUUCCUUAGAUUCUUAAAUACUUUUUCAGAAUUAUGUGGAAAUUUAUAUUUCAGUAUAUUUACUAGUUUAAGGGAUUUGGGAUUAUUUAUAAAGACCUAUCAGUACUUGUAGUUUGUAGUUUUUAGGUCUCAAGGUAAAGUGGGAUAUAAUAGAAAAAAAAAAACAGCAACUGGUGUUAUAUAUGAUCUCAGUUCUCCUGUUAAUGUAGUGUAUAAAUAAUGAACUGAACAGCAGUAAGAGAAUUAUAAUUUUAUUUCUUUCGUUUUUAAUAAUUGCCUAUAUGGAAGUUCAUGCUGGUUUGACUAAGAAUAUAGCUGUAUUCUUGUGAUUAUCUUUGUACGUUAAUAUUAAUGGAUUGAUAGGAUUAUUUUAUCUCGUGUACAAGUGAUGUGUACAUGAAUAUUAAUGGAUUAAUAGUAUGAUUUAAGCUCAUGUACAAGUGAUGGGUCUAUAAAGUCACAGUAUUUAAUCAAGGUAAGUUCUUUGACUCAAAAUCUUGAAGUGCCUCUGCCAGCACUGACAUGUGGGUAUGAAGUGUUCACCUGAUUAUAUUGUCAUGAAAUUCUACCCUCACAAAGAGAGUUCAUUGCAGUACACAGAUGUAGUGUAUUCUGUAGUACGCAUAUGUAGUACAGUACACAAAAAAAAAAGAAUGUGUACGUAUCUAUUUUUCUUGAGAUUGUAAAUAAAUGUAUUAUGAAUGUACUAUUUUGGGUCCGUUAGGGGUAUGUAAAGACUUUGUAAGAUAAUUCUGCUAAGUGUAUCUACAUUCUACGUUAGUAUUUGGUAGGCAUAAAAGAUUUACCAUGUUUCAUUGUCACGCUUGAAAGACCAUUUAGAUUUUCUCUCCUUCCCUUUCCAUACUUCCUGAAUUGUGGUAGUUUAGACCAUUAACUUACAACUUUUAAGAAUUUCACUUUUUCCAGUGACUGCUACGUGUUUGGGGUCUGGAAGCAACCUCGUCACCUUACAAGGGCUGCUUAUUGUCAACAGUAAAACCACAGUAAUAAUAUUUGCAAUAUUGCCCUAAAUUUUAUAGCAUUUAGAGUUCAGAUUUUUCAGAGACCUGUAUUUCGUAGGACGUUGCAGUAAGCAGCAUUUUGUUAGUGAUGGGAAUGAACAGACUAGGGUCUCUCACUGAUAAAUAGUGACUUGCGACCAUAUUCAAUUUUCCACGUGCUCUCCGCUAUGUGAUUAUUAUUGCCUAUUGUCCAUCUUGCAGUGAAACACUGGAUUGUGUUUUUAUGUAGUUAAGAUUAUGUGGGUGUAGAGUGGAAUACUAUUUUACUUGCACUUGCAUUGUCCUCAGACAAUUUUGGUAGAGCUAACCCAGUUCUCUGUCAAUCUUUUUUUUAGUAUUUUGCAUUUUUCUUUAUAAUACCACAUCAUUUGACUUUCACUUAACAAAAUAUUUAUACAGUUCAACAGUUUUCAGAACUAGUUAAUGAUAAGAUACUGUCCCUUUUCGAUGCCCUAUGCAAUCCAAUUUAAAGCAUAUUUUGGGCAAGAGUGGGCAUUUUCUGCUAGGGAACUUUACAAGAGUUGCUGAGGACUAGUGAGUGUGCAAGGUCUUAGUUCCUUAGUUUAACUAGAUAUGCGAUUUACUAUAUACUAGGAUAGUUUCCAGGGAGUCUUCUUUGAUUGACAGUUUAGUUUUAAAUCCUUUGUUUUACAGUGACCAUGUUUGGUUUUUAAUUAAGAGGAUAUUAAUAUCUAGUUUGAUCUGUAUAUUAGAUUUCUAUUAUUAGAUUGUUGGGUAUAUACAGUUUGCGACUGUAAACCGUUUAAUCUCUGUUUCCUGUAUCAUUUAAGGUUGGUACUCUAUGUACUUCCAACCUAAAUAACCCAUUUAUUACACAGUAUAUGUGUAAUGUAUGUCAUCUUUUAUUAUUUUAAUUGACAAAAAGUGAGGGAUAAUCCUUGUUCCGUGACAUCUUGAUUUGCUACAUUUAAUCAUAAAACUGUAGCAACAAGCAUUUAUUUUAACACCCUAGUUUUACUGUAUCCAGUUUUGGGUAUGUUUGAUGACUCGUACAUCAUUGGAAAUUCUUUGCACUGUAGCUCAAUUAAUAUGAAUUAGCUUAGGUUGCCUUAAAAUAUUAGCAAACUACUCUUUCUGCUUCUUAUACUUAUCUGUGCCCAUGGGCUUUUUUUUCUCUUAUUAUUUACCUGUCUGUGGUGUAUAAUUUUGUCUUUCACAGCAUCAUUGUUUUGUCAUACUGUUUGAUAGGGAGGUACUUAUUGCAGAAGUUCAAAAUGGCUUUGUGUUUCUGUCUUGUACAGUUAAUUUUUGAAUGACAAGAUCUGUGGUUUUGCCUUGAUGUUUUUUACCUUCCAAGAAGCUAUAUCAACUAUAUGAUAUUGGUUUUAAUCAAGUAAUUGUCACAUUAAUGACAUUUGUCAUUUACAAAUAUAAAAGGGUAUGAAAAUUAUUGAAAAUGAAAAUUGUUGUCCUGCUGAAUUUUAAAGGGUAUGACACUAGUUUGUUCUAUUUAUCACUAUUUUGUAGGGUUAGUUGACCUUGUGUUUUUUCUUGAGUUGGAUUUUUAGCAUACCUCUUCUUUUUCAGAAGUUGUUGUAAUAGCCUCAUAGCCUUGUCUGUUGGUUUUUAUUGAAGUCGUAUAAUAUAUUUUGUUAAAAUCUCUUCCCCCCCCCCACCCCCCCAUCAACCCAACUUAACUUCUUGAUGGUUAUGUGGUUGUAGUAGCAGUGCAGUUCUAAGUUUGGAGCCCAGACUACAGUGAAGUAACUGUGUCAGUUGCAGGUAACACAGAUUUUUUGCAGCUUGUUAAAAGGAAAAUGGUUUACAGAUUGUACUGAGUACAAAUGGUCCUCAUUCUGAAGCAUGUGAAUGUGUGGCACAACCCGUACAUCGAGUUUUCUUUUCCCAUCAGUCAUGUAUAGGAUUUUACAGUACGAAUACUGAAUGUUGUUUUCUUAUUCCUGGGGGUGUUUUGAGUAUGUUUCUUGGAAGGUCAUCAAAAGUCUUAAUCAUAUGAUUAGAUGUCCAUUUUUAUCUAAUGCUCACAUAGAAAGCAGUUUUUACAUUGAACAUAAUUUCAUGAAUAACCAUAGCUUAUUAUUAAAUGUUCCAAGGUUGUUCCCUGGCCACUCUGUCCUCUCUUUAGUACAGAAAGCUAUUACUCCCUUGGCUGUUGUCUCAUCCAAGUUGUGUUGGGGGAGGGUGAGCAUUUUAAUUAGGGAGAUUAGAGGGAGGGGAACAUUUUAGCAUCCCAUUAUAUUCAUUUUGCCUACGGAACACUAGUUUGUCGCUGAAAGAAAAAGGCGCCUGUUCCCUUACAAACUGUUUAGGCAUAAAACCAAAGAAUGACUUCUCAUCAUUGUUGUCUCUUCUUGAUCAUCUAUCUCUUUAAUUGAUGUUUAUUAUCCUCUUGGUAGAAGUACUGGGUUUUCACACUAGAAAUGUAGAACAUAUCACUUGUAAACAAACUUUUAUGUGGGAGAUUAUGAACUCCAUAGGCCCCAAAUAGUUUCUGCUGUUUCUUUGAUAUCCGUGCCACCACUAACAAAACCUGAAAUCUUUUUAAGAUUAUACAUGGGACCUAUGUGUUGAUAAUCUCUUAACUUGUGAUUUUUAUUAGAUUUUGGGAUGUAAUGGAUUACCUCAUCAGCAAAAACUUGUUUGUAUAUGAGAAAAUUUAACUAUACGUAUUAGAAUUUUGAAUCUCCUCAAGAUACUUGUGUGUACAAAAUACAUCCUUUGUUAUUCUUUCGUUCAUAUUCCAUUUGAUUUUGUAACGUCAUUGAAAUGACAGAAACUAUACAAGUGUGGGGGAGUAAGCUUUUUCUCAAAUAUUGACAGGACUUUAAAAGUUGUGGUGUCAAGAGUGUUGUCACUUUCUAAACAUUUAUAUCAAACCUCAUUUAGAAAAAUUUAAUUAGGAUCUGCUUUGAGGUGUCGGAAGUAUGUCACACUUUUCCAGAGGUUAUCGUGACUUACAUAUUCCAUGAAGUUUGAACAUUUUUAUUUCUGAAGGGUUUAAUGCACUAGUCUUAAAUACUUGAGUAUGAAUUUUUUUUCCAAGUAUGAACAAUGUAGACAUGAACUCCGAUACCAAAAAGUUUGACCUAUGAUUGCCAUAGUGACUACGUUAAGCAUGGGGUCGUUAAAUAUGGCACUUUGUUGGAUAUGUGGUUACAUUUGUUUUCCAGCACUCACUCACAGAAUGGUAAAAUUAGAUCAUUACUGGCAUAUUUAAUGGCCAUUUUGAUGUGGGCCCAGUAUUGUUUUGUGACAAGUUACAUCGGGGAUUUUGACUAAAUCAUGUAAGUGUAGUGUCUCUUAGUAGCAGUUUCAACUACAUGCUACUUCAGUUUAUAUAUACGAUAUAUAUUUUAUGAAAUAUAUAUUAAUGCAUAUUUAUAUAAUGUGCAUAUGAACAUUUCUCAGAUUCAAAAUAUUAAGAUAGCUUUUAACAUGAAAAGUCACUAGGAUCUUAAAAUGCACAUAUUUUCCUAUUCUUUGGGCUUUAAUGUUUCAUUUUUUAAAAACUAACAGCAGAAGUAAAUGGUUGAAAUAUUAUAAAACUUACUUUUUUUUCUGUAAUGAGUAGGGUAAAUUAUAUAUAAACAUUUCACCUUGACAAAAAGAAUAUAAGCAGUAAAAAUAAAAAAAUCUAGUAGCCAUUUCUUCCUUUUUUGUAAAUGACUGUAUAUUUUAAAUUUUAGUGUUGACUAUUAUAAUUAGGCUACCAAGUUCCAGUGGACAAUGUUCAUAAUAGGUUAGGGAAGUAUUAUUUUACAUUUUUUGUAGAGAAUUGUUAAAAUACAGGCUUAGGUUACCCAUCAGUGGGGCAUACAUGCAUAACACUUCCCAGUCUGUUUAAAAGUGUGUUAUCAAGGGUCUGACUUGAAAGUAUUAAAUUUAACCACUUUUGUGCAAUAAACCUUAGGGCCUUUGGCUGGGAUAAUUUUCCUCAUCUUGCCAAUAAAAAUAGUUAGCAACUCUGUUGAACAAAUGCCAGGCAGUUGCUAUUAAAAGCCUUUAGUUGAAUGUCUUGGAAUAACUGCCAGUAAAAUAUUUGUGAUGUGAGGGUUUAGCCAUUUUGUGUAUUUUACAGUGUUCACACUUUAAUUUUAUAGUUUCUGUAUUGAGGGAAAUAUUUCUGUAAAAAGGUUUUAGAGAAGUUUGUAUUUCCUUAAAUGAAAAAGGGAUAUUUUCUCAUCUUUGUACCUAUGGAGUUUGGUCUCCACUUGGGAAUGAUUAGCAUUGUGUGAUUAUCACAGAUUAGCUUAACCAACUUGUUGAAAGGGUUGCUUAUAUAAGAAAUCUACAUCUCCCUUCUCCUCCCUCUUGAUCAUUACACAUAUACACAGAUAUACAAUUAUUGCAAGACAACACGCGUCCUUAGUCACGAUGGCCGCGGCACCUCUUUGUCAUAAUAAAUUUGUAUAUGUGAUGAA
Macrobrachium nipponense is the source of this 13762-nucleotide messenger RNA. It is a transcript of the gene Hipk, whose product is annotated as homeodomain-interacting protein kinase 2-like. Gene Ontology annotation, molecular function: protein serine/threonine kinase activity; ATP binding; protein tyrosine kinase activity. The coding region runs from base 350 to 4660 and encodes 1436 amino acids. The record is from RefSeq and is a predicted model, not a curated record. The transcript has 21 exons. Gene Ontology annotation, cellular component: nucleus; cytoplasm. Lineage: Eukaryota; Metazoa; Arthropoda; Malacostraca; Decapoda; Palaemonidae. Gene Ontology annotation, biological process: peptidyl-threonine phosphorylation; peptidyl-serine phosphorylation.